AUGUCCUCCAAAAGUUCUUUUCAGUUGAUUAUUGCAUUCUGCAUAUUGCUGUCAGUCCAAGCCGGUCUCAUUUGCCCCCUGUGUGGAAGUGCCAGUAAAGUUCCAGCGAGAUGGGAUCAUGUUGUCAGCACAAGUCCCUACAAGACUUGUCGCAGUGUCUAUUUCGAAAUGGCCAUGAGACCCAUCAACCAUCCAACUUGCGCACCCAUGCAACGUCAAUAUGGAGCCGCUUGCUGCAAUGCUGGUGCACCACCACCACCUGCUCCAGCUCCCAAACCCGCCCCUAUCCCCAGCAGUGGCCACCCCUAUUGCCGAAUCUGCCGUAACGACGACUUUCCUGGAUUUCCCAAUGCAAUGGUCUCGGCUCGUUACGUGGGAACCUAUUCGUGCGGAUCCUUGUUUCAUCGCGGAAAGAAUGGACAGAUUCCAGGUUUCAUGUGUGGACCCAUGCAAGAUCGCAUUCACGACAAGUGUGGUUGCGGCCAACAGCCACCCACCAACCGGCCAACGCCACCACCCGUUCCUCGGCCUACACCACGACCCACCCGUCGCCCCACUCCGGCUCCAACCCGCAGACCUACUCCUCGGCCGACUCCGCAACCAACUCGCAGACCGACGCCUGCUCCGACACCCGAACCUACUUCCAAGCCAUCGAUGGCUCCCUCCGAGUCACCAUCAACAUCACCAUCCAGUAGCCCCACGACGACGAAACCAAGUGCGAGUCCCUCGGACAGUCCCACCGCUCCUCCCAGUGCAAAGCCAUCCAAAAGUCCAACGUCAAGUCCGACGGCACCGACCGUCCGUCCCAGCGAGCCUCCUUCCACAUCGCCCACGACGCUCGAAGAAAUGUGUGACGGAUCUCCUUUCAAAAAUUGCUGCCUGAAAGGAAGUUCAUUUUGUUGUCACGUGUGUUCCAUCCAAUUUUAA
Molecule: messenger RNA, 927 nt
Organism: Cylindrotheca closterium
Lineage: Eukaryota; Bacillariophyta; Bacillariophyceae; Bacillariales; Bacillariaceae
Source: the annotation of a GenBank genome assembly